ACAAAUGGAACCACGGGGCGACAAGGGAUUAUUCAAACAUUCAUGGUUCCGCACACUGGUGUAUAUCUGAUAAAGGCCUGGGGUGCCCGAGGAGGAACACACUCGACAAACUACGGUUAUUUUCCUGGAACGUUCUAUGGUGGUAGAGGGGCAAGGAUGCAAGGAACGUUUACCUUGAAUAAAGGAACUGUACUGAAUAUUGUGGUGGGACAACGCGGAGGAGAUUCAGUGGAGGUAAGAGGUGGACAGUCCACUAACUUGACAGCUGCUCAGCUGGGACUGUCUGUAGAGGACAAUGCUGGAACUGGGGGAGGCGGAGGGAGCUUUGUUUAUACAACAAGUAACGUGCUUUUGUUAGCUGCCGGAGGAGGAGGGAGUGCAUCUAGCGGGUAUCACGGGGUGGAUGGUCAGGCGUGUACUAGCGGCACCAGUAGCGUUGGAAGAUUUUUAAGUGCUGUUCGUAGCGGAGGAACUGGAGGGAAUCCUGGUCAGUGUAACAGUAUAGGCGCUAGUUGGCAUGGGGGAGUAGGUGCGGGAUGGUUAGGCCAAGGUUGUUCCAGGAACGGGUCCGAGCAUGGUGAAAGAGGCGGGUCACGUGCUCAGGGCUGGGUAGGUGGACGUGCUGGAGAAAUGAAUAGUGGCUACAACGGAGGGCCUCCCCCUGGGGCUGUAGGAGGAUUUGGCGGUGGCGGUGGCGGAUCGGAAGAUAAUGGUGCACAAAGGCAUCAGGAGGAGGUGGUGGAUACUCUGGGGGAGGUAGCGGCACAUACCCAAACCAAGCAGGAGGGGGAGGGGGCUCUUACUGUAGUGGCUCAACUUGUUCAGGCGUGACUGGGGGUAAUUCAGAUGACAAUGGACUUGUACAAAUCGUACAAUUGGCUGUCUAA
This is a messenger RNA of Porites lobata, 887 nucleotides long. Lineage: Eukaryota; Metazoa; Cnidaria; Anthozoa; Scleractinia; Poritidae. The record is from the annotation of a GenBank genome assembly.